Penicillium cinerascens is the source of this 4839-nucleotide messenger RNA. RefSeq names its product putative gelsolin repeat protein. Gene Ontology annotation, biological process: actin filament severing; barbed-end actin filament capping. Lineage: Eukaryota; Fungi; Ascomycota; Eurotiomycetes; Eurotiales; Aspergillaceae. Gene Ontology annotation, molecular function: phosphatidylinositol-4,5-bisphosphate binding; actin filament binding. Bases 1 to 4839 code for a protein of 1612 amino acids. The record is from RefSeq and is a predicted model, not a curated record. The transcript is spliced from 3 exons.
AUGGCGACUACAACAAACCCUGACGGGUCUGAAGACGUGAAUGAUUUCCUGCUGCGUAUCCGGGAACUCGGUGAACAACGCGACAAGGAAGACCAGGAGCGCACCAAGAAACUGGAAGACGAGAUUCUGCAGGGCCGCGCAGAAAGACAGGCCCGCCGAGCUGAGCGAGCCAGAUCGAUCGCCAGUUCACCGUCGCUUAACCCAUCGAGAUUGAGUGCAUCAUCCCUCGGUCAGCCUUCCAUCGAGCCUCCGGAGCAUCUUGAGCCGACACUGCAGACCCAAGACCCGGAAUCAGCGACCGCCGAAUCAACUUAUACUCUUGAUACGAAGGACAAAAGACGCGGGUCGGCACAUGACAUAGGAAUGGAGUCUCCACGGGCCAUGCCCACCUUGUCGCGAAGCCGAACCGGGACCCUGUCAUGGCAGCAACGCCCGCCGUCGCGGGAUUCGCGUGAUUUUGGCAACAGAUCGCCCGGCUCUACGUCUCCCACACGCUCCAGUCACCUGCGGAAUGCUUCGACAGCAUCGGAUGAGAAUCAAUUGCCACGUGCCCAGAUUGCGCACUCACUCGGGUCGAAGGAUCCUUCCUGGUUCCGUCAGACCCCAGACCGAGGACUGGGCUCGCCAGCAUUCCGAAAGCCUGAAGAACGGCGAGGUAGUCAGGCGGACCUGGGGAUGGGUCGUCCACUACCGGGAAUGAGCCGCGAGUCAACAGUAGAACCGGAAAAAACACCUGUUGUAGAUGGAGUGCCCGCAUCCCCGCCGCGGACGGCUUCCACGAUCGGCGAGAGCAGCUUCAGCAAUCGAUAUUCAAGUGCGUCGUCGGUCUCUCCAUCCGGUGGAAUGGGCUCGCCGGUGGCUUUAACAGACGCCCCAAGGCUUGACCCUCCCCAGACUGAGCCUGCUAGCGAGGAGCCAAUGCCACCAUCGCCCACACAACGACGAAUGUCUCCAGACCGGUCUCGUUCAACAUCCCCCACGAAGGGUCUUGGUGGAUUUGUCCAAAGCGCUAUGAUGAGGCGAUCAGACAGCGUCUCCAAACGAUGGAGCGCUCAAAUCCCACAGGGGCUUAGUCGGUCAAACUCCAUUAUUAGCAACCGUAAUAGUGUUGCAGCACCGAGUCUCACAGGCAGUGUGAGUGACUUGGCUCCUCCAACAUCUUCCUCGCAGUUGAAUCGGGAAACUUCGCCGCUGCCUACGACCCAGCGUCCUGCCUCGAGCCACAGCGAGGCAACCACCCGCCCUUCAGAGUCCACCGAUAGACCCAAGACACCAACGGGCAACACCAGUACUUUGCAUUCCGAGGGCAGUCCGAGUAGAUCGGCUCGUUAUGGUCACGCCAGAACCGCUAGCUCAGCGACUGCAGACAGCCAAGGCGGGGACGCUCCUUCAAGUCCAUUCACCUCGAGAACGAUGGAUCCCAGGCGUUGGAGCCCGACUAAGGCCAGCUGGUUGGAGAGUGCUCUGAAUCGACCUCCACCCGAGUCUCCACGAAACCAGAAACCUGCACCGCCCCAACAGCCUGCCUGGGCCAGAGAACGUCAGUCGAGGGGCAGUGUUGAUAUGGGGCGAGUGAGGAACUUCAAGGAGGUCACUCCAGCUGGUUUGAUGCGGACGCCCCCACCAGGUUCCCAUUUCAAGAAGCCUAGUCUUUCUACGGCUCCAUCGGUAUUUGACACCCCCAAUGCCGGCAAGGCCAAGGAAGCUCUCGCAGAGUUCCCAUUGCCUGCUGCUGACGUUGAACAAACGCCCAUGAAGUCUGAACCAGUCGAGGAGAAGCUCGAGGAGAACCCGGAGCCAGUGUCCGAGCCGACGGAAGUAGAGACGAAGUCUCCUUCCACAACUGCACUAGAAGCCGAACCUCAAGAGACGCAUGCAGAGCCUGAAAAGGUCGCAACCUCCAAAUCGAUUCGCAAGGAAGCACCUCCCAGUCUGAGCCCCAAACCGAACUUCUCGCUCCCUUCACGGGCACCCAUCUCGAAGCCUAAGCCACAAUCUCCCGUCGUUGAUUUCAGAGCAAAUCUGCGCAAGCGAGAAGUCGUCAAGGGCAGUGGACCGGAGCAAGAGCCGGAAUUCAAGAAUGUUUUUGGCAAGCUCAAGAAGACUGAGACUCGCAACUACAAGGCACCAGAUGAACUUAAGGGUAACAUCUUACGGGGCAAGGCUGCUUUGAACGUUACCGGUGGCCCGAAGAAGACCGAGCGAGUCGAUGAAUUUAAGGAUAGUCUCGUGAAACAGAAAGAGGCCAUGAAGGCCGGAGGAGGCUCAGUUAGACGAAACACCAUCGAGGAAAAAGAGGCGCCGGCCCCUGCAGUCCCAGAAGCUAUUGCGAAGCGUCAGACCAUGACCAAGACAAAUAGCGUCAGACGCAGCAACACCGAUGAGCUAAUUUCACCGGCCACUAAUGAUAUUGGCUCCGUGCCCACAUCGCCAGACACGCUGGCUAUGCCUGCACCUAUCGCUGCAAAGGAAUUCGAAAAGGAGGCGCCUAGGGAACCCUCUCCUACCGCAACUGAGCCCCAGGCGGCUGAUGUGGAAUCGCUUCCCAGCCCGAUCGUCAGGCCGAGGAAAGAGGAAAGCUCCAAUGAUGUGUUGGAGACAAUCGGGCCAGUCGGGGACAAGGAACGGAAGGAUUCCAACGAUUCGGCCAGCUCGAUGCGUGGUCUGCCAUCGGCGAGGAGAGCGGCAGCGGCAGCGGCAGCCAGGGCUACUUCUCCAGGUAUGCCUGCUAAAGGGAAGCUUACAGGCCGAAUCAACCCUGCCCUAGCAGGCCUUCUUUCUCGUGGCCCCCCAGCAGCUGCAGGACCCAAGAAGGAGUUGGUGAUCUCUCCUUCUGCGGAGAGCGACUAUGCCUCUCCCUCGGCGCCGCUUACCCACAUGACGAAGAGUCGUGCCAGGGGCCCCAAGAGACGGUUGCCCAAGGGAGAUGUUGCUCCGGCAGUCUUAUCCAUUCAGGAUACCGAGGUUGGUGCUAUUUCGUCUCCUGAAGUCAGCUCCCAGACAAGCCCCGAGCCUGUGAUUCCUUCGGAACCCCAGUCGGAAAGUGCGUCAAGAGAAAGCUUGGUUAUCGAUACUGAAAAAGCUCAAACAGAGAGCCCCGUUACCAAGCCCCUCCCAUCAGUAAACACAAGCUUCCAAAAUGUUCUCAACAGCGGACUGCAGAGGCUGAGAAGCAUGUCUCCGAUCUCCCCAAGCUUUCCGAAAGACACCAAUACGCUCAAAUCCAACGAAAACGUCACCCGUGAUAUUGAAUCACCGGGAACCGUGAACCCAUCGACUAGACCUCCUGUUCCGCCCAAGCCCAAUUCAUCCCCCUCACCUUCGCCAUCCCCCGUGUCUUCUGCUGCAAGGCCUCAAUGGAGCCAGCAAUCGAGGUACGCGUCAUCCUCGCCAUCUCCUCUCAGGACAAGCUUCCGAGAGAACCAGGUGAACUCUCCAGGGACGCCUCCACAAGAACCGAUUCCCGGUGUCAUAGUCGCAGACUCUUCCCCCCAGGAGAAAAGACUUCCCUCUCCACCGCAGUCAUCCAAGCAGGCCAAGUUUUCCCUUGGCAAGCCUGCUGAUCACAGGCUGUCGCGAAAGAUGUCUGCGCCGUCGCUCGUUGCACAGGCGGCGGAUGCUCGAGAGGUGAUUGGGACUUUCUUCAAAACAUUUCCCAACUCUCGAGACCGUAUGGACAUCGAUCCACAGUUGAUGCUCACUACCCAAGUGGAUGCUGCGAAGAUUCGAACCCUAAAGCGUCAAAUUUGGGAAUUCACAGGUGAUGGCAAGCGGCAGGAGGUUCCUGCCAACCAAGAGUACGUUCUGUACGAGGGAAGCAUGUAUCUCUGUGUGCAUUCGUUCGAGGCGCAAAACAGCAACAGCUCCGAAGUAUAUCUCUGGUGCGGAGAUGAUGUGCCCGAGGGAGCCCUGGAGGAUGCGCAGCUGUUCGCUCGCAAGGUUGCCCGAGAGAAUGGCUGCAAGCUGGAGAUCAUCAGGCAAGGAAAGGAGCCCGUGCGAUUCAUCCAAGCCCUCGGCGGCAUCAUCAUCACUCGUCGUGGAAACAAUUCCCGCCACACCUCAUCUUCCCUGUACAUGCUUUGCGGACGGAAGCACCUGGGUCAGAUGGCUUUUGAUGAAGUCGAUUACUCAUUACGCAACCUUUGCUCUGGCUUUCCCUUCGUGAUCUCUGCCCCUUUUGGCAAACUCUACUUGUGGAAGGGCAAGGGCAGCGGCCCCGAAGAGACUGGCGCCGCCCGCCUCAUCAGCAUGGAUCUCGGCCUGACGGGCGAGUUUGAAGAGGUCGACGAGGGGCAGGAACCAGAGUCCUUUCUCGAUGAUUUCGCGGGUUCCAAUGAAACCAACCCGCUUAUGACGCCAGAUCACUGGAAACUGAAGCCGAAGUAUGACCACUACCGCACUCGACUUUUCCGCGUCGAUCACCAACUCGGCCAGCCAUCCCGGUUUUGGGGCAUGCGCCGUCCGGGCUCGGGCUCGCCAGUCGUCCGUCCGAACGACUGUGUCCAGGAGAUUGAGCCGUUUUGUUUUAAAGAUAUAAUCGAACGAGAUGUCUACGUCCUUGAUACGUUCUUUGAGAUCUAUGUCAUUGUCGGUGAUCACGCAUCACAAAAGUCCGCCGACUUCGCCUCUGCCGUAGUAUUCGCACACGAGUACGGCAUUCUUGCGGCAUCGCUUCAGGACCGACCCUUCAUCCCGAAGAGUUUUGUCGCACUGGGCGGUAUCCCAGACCGGUGUCAAAGUGCGUUCCGCAAAUGGGACCAGCGAUCUCUCCAUGCGCCUUGCGUGUUCCCUCUGGACGUGGCGAUCGAGGCGAUCCGGUCCCAGGAGCGCGGUGAGUAA